UUCAAUUUCAAUUUCAAUCGUCAUGGCUUUCCGUUACCUCAUCUCUCUGUGCGCUUUGGUCGCUUAUGCCAACGCUGGUCUCAUUGCCAGCCAUGUGGCUAUAGCUAAUCCUGCCGUGGAUGCCAUCGCCUCCACCCAACAGAAUGUGGUGCGCUCCUUUGCCGGAACUGUGUCCAGCUACUCCAAGGCUGUGGAUACGCCUUACUCCAGCGUGCGCAAGUCGGAUACUCGCAUCCAGAACAAUGUCUACCAGCCCGCGAUUGCUCAUGCUGCUCCGCUCUACACUCAGGCCACGCCUAUUGUGGAGAAGACUGUCUACGCUGCUCCAGCUCCAGUUGUGGCUAAGACCGUGUAUGCUGCUCCAGCUCCAGUUGUAGCCAAGACUGUCUACGCUGAUCCUGCUCCUGUGGUUGCUAAGACUGUCGCCUAUGCUGCUCCAGUUGUGGCCAAGACUGUCUCCUAUGCUGCUCCUGCUGUUCACUACUCUGCUCCCGCUCCAGUUGUUGCCAAGACUGUGUACGCCGCCCCAGCUCCAGUUGUCGCCAAGACUGUGUAUGCUGCUCCCGCCCCAGUUGUUGCUGCUCCCGUGAUUGCCAAGACCUAUGCCGCUCCAGCUGUUGCCUACGCCGCUCCUCUGGCCACCACCAAUGUGAACCAUGGACCCGCUGCCACCACCUACACACACAACGCACCUGCUCUGGGCGUGUCCAGCUAUGGCAGCUCACAGACCGUUCACUACUCGCCCGCUGAGAGCGUGUCUCACAUGAGCUUCGAUGGCUUUGGCACUCACUGGGGCUUCUAAGUA
This is a messenger RNA of Drosophila albomicans, 805 nucleotides long. Its product is annotated as pupal cuticle protein C1B. The transcript has a single exon. Bases 23 to 802 code for a protein of 259 amino acids. The record is from RefSeq and is a predicted model, not a curated record. NCBI's taxonomy places the organism in Eukaryota, Metazoa, Arthropoda, Insecta, Diptera, Drosophilidae.